AUGUCGUCUUCAUUCUUCUCCUCCACCACCGGCGAUCAUCUCUCCUUCACCGGAUUCCUUGACGACAUUCUUUUAGAUUUCCCACCUCAAAAUGUUAACUCGUCGGUCAUCGUCUUCUCUGGUUCCGACGACAACAACAACAACAACUCCACACCAAAAACCAACACCUCAAGUUCCGGUUCCAACGACGGUGAAAAAAAUCUUAAUCCGGUCGAUGAACAACUUCGCCGGAGAAGGAAGAUAUCAAACCGGGAGUCGGCAAGACGAUCCCGAUUGAGAAAACAAAAACACUUGGAGACUUUAAGGAACCGGCUGAGUGGAUAUGAGACCGGUAACCGGGAACUUAUGAAGCGGUUAAUGUUUGUGAACCACCAUGGACAAAUUUUCCGGCGAGAAAACCAGAGACUCCGAUCAGAGUCCGUGAUGCUCCAACAAAAACUAUGCUACUUACAUCAAGCACUACUGGAACUCCACCACCACCCAUUAUCAGCUUCUGCAUGGCCAUGCAAUUAUUAAUCACGUCACACUUCGAUCCACUAAU
Cynara cardunculus var. scolymus (artichoke) is the source of this 541-nucleotide messenger RNA. Its product is annotated as basic leucine zipper 4-like. The record is from RefSeq and is a predicted model, not a curated record. Gene Ontology annotation, molecular function: DNA-binding transcription factor activity; transcription cis-regulatory region binding. Lineage: Eukaryota; Viridiplantae; Streptophyta; Magnoliopsida; Asterales; Asteraceae. The transcript has a single exon. Bases 1 to 516 code for a protein of 171 amino acids. Gene Ontology annotation, biological process: positive regulation of DNA-templated transcription. Gene Ontology annotation, cellular component: nucleus.